CCAAAAUGCCGACCGUCAUUGCUGGUCAGCGUCUUUACAAUAAAAACAAAAUGGCCGUCCUAGUUGCAGGUGCGCGCGAAAAGUGUGUUUACCUGGAAACUAACUAUUAAUUGGAGGCAAAAAUGUAAUUUAGUCGUUGGUGCCCCUAGCUCUUCGUUAAUUUGCUAACCACGUAGUUAGUGAAUGUUGGAGAAAAUAAUUUGUAAAUUUGAUUAAGAAUGGUGAAAAAAAUCGACCAGGCAGAUCGGAACGUGCAAACUUCAGUUGCAAAAUCAAAUUUACGAGCACUAUGACAAGUAGCUUGAGCCUUUAUGAGUGUCUUCAACAAGUCUCUUUACAGAAGUAUCAUGGUAAAUUUUUACAGCGUGGUAUUGUUGAUGUUGGUGGGAUGCUUUCCCUUACAAUGCAAGAUUAUCCAUCUUUGGGUAUUUCGUCCAUGGCGGACCGUCAGAAUCUGUUUUACUUGAUACAAUCAAUAAAGACAUUGCAACCACAACCUCAACCGCAACCAAAUGAGAGACAACUGCGCAGUAGAGGGAGAAAAGAUGGCUUGCUACCGCUUGAUGGAGCUGCAAUGAAGGAAAAAGAUCAGCAGAACAUGCUGUGAACACACCUGGAUUUUACAAUUAUGGUGUUCCUAGCUAUAAUCCUAAACAGUCUCCAAACAAACGGCACCGUUUAACAUCAGAACAUGGCUUAUCUAGGAUUCAAGUCUGUGUUCGCAAACGACCUCUGAGCCAAGAUGAAUUGGAAAGCAGUGAGGAUGAUGUUGUUACAGUUAUUUCAAGCAAUACAGUUGAACUGAGUGCUCCUAAAGUUGCUGUGGAUUUAACAAAAUAUACUCAAAAGUAUCAGUUUGUGUUUGAUGAAGCCUUUGGUGAAGGUUGCAGUAACAAAGAUGUUUAUGAGAGAACUGCAAAACCACUUAUCAAGACAGUUUUCAACAGGGGUAAGGCCACAUGCUUUGCAUAUGGCUGCACUGGGAGUGGAAAAACUUACACAAUGCUUGGGAAUAAUGAGGUACAAGGAAUCUAUGUGUUGGCAGCCAGUGAAAUCUUUUCCAUCUUGCAUAAUGGAACAUAUGGCAGUGGAAUGGGUCUGUGGAUCAGCUUCUAUGAGAUUUACUGUGGUCAGUUGUUUGACCUUCUGAAUGAGAGAUCAAGGUUAUUUGCCAGAGAAGAUAGUAACCAUCAGGUCUGCAUCACUGGAUUAACACAGCAGCGUGUUCACAAUGUAGAGGAACUCAUGGAGGUGAUAGAAUAUGGUGGAAGUAUCAGGAGCACUGGUGCCACAGGUGUGAAUGCUGACUCAUCACGUUCCCAUGCAAUCCUGCAACUAGAGGUAAAAGCCAUAGAUACUCAAGAACUCAUCGGAAGAUUUUCAUUUAUUGAUUUGGCUGGAAGUGAGCGUGCUGCAGAUGUGACUGACACAGACAAACAGACUCGUGUAGAAGGAGCUGAAAUUAACCAGAGCCUCCUAGCCUUGAAGGAAUGCAUACGAGCACUUGACCUGGACUCUAAACACACACCAUUUCGCCAGAGCAAGCUUACACGGGUUUUGAAGGAUUCAUUUGUUGGAAACUGCCAAACAUGUAUGAUUGCCAAUAUUUCACCCACCAAGUCCUGUAGUGAGAACACCCUUAAUACUCUCAGAUAUGCUGACAGGGUGAAGGAAUUAAAAAAGGACACACAUGGUUCUUUCAACAUUCGCCCUCAGACUGUGCUUACAACUUCCACUGGGACAGACAGGAUAAUGUCUUCCAAUGGGACAAGUGAAAGGUUACCCAAAAUGGAUGUUGAACCUCAGCCUGCAAAAAGAGGUGAUACUUUAGCCCAAGGCUCCCCAAGAAAGCUUAGAGCAGCAGAAUUUAAACAAAUUGACAUUUUACGGCCAAAGACUUCAUCUACAACAACACCAUCCCCUAGAACUAAAGAUUCAGUGGUGAGAGUGAAUCACAGAAAAAUUGCCAGUGGACAUGGCAUGGCUGCAACUGCCAAGGAGAGGCUUGUGAGGAAUGAACCAUCUCCCAUGCUGCGGCCACAUACUUCUCCAGAAAGAGCCUUAGUGAAGGAUCAAUCAGCAAAAAUCAGACCACAUCUGUCAAGAGCCAAGUCAAGAGCCUUUAGUUCAAAAGGAAAGUCUUGCAGUGACACACAGAUCAGGUCUAACUGCUUGAAAGAAAUCUCUGAAGAAAAACUUGAAGAUGUUGGUAUGGAAAGAGAUAAAGAACAGAACAUACCAGACAUACUGGUUGUUAAAGAGUCAAGAUUGGGAUUUGAUAACACAGAGGAAGCUUGGUCAUCUCCCUCUGGUGGACAGAGUGUUAGAAAGGGUGAAACCACUGUCAGAUCAUUUGAUGCUAACAUUCAAGAAAAAGAGUCUUCCCCACCUUUCAGAAAUGAUCGCUAUAGCAGUGGAAUCAAAAUCAGACUCGCAAAGCUCUUUAGUAAGGAAAAUGUAUGUAGUGAUGAAGGCAAAAUAAUUGAACCUCAGAAAAAACAGGUCCAAGGAAAUGCUCCUUACCUUCCUCUGGAAAUCAAUGACAAUGAUUCAAGGGUUGAGGUCAAACAAAAUGGAUUUUGUUUGAGCCUUGAUCAAGAACAGCUUGUAGCAUCUCAUCACGCACAACUUGCCAUGGUUACUAGGCUGUGCCAUGAAGAAAUGGUGCUUUUAAAACAAAUUAACAGUGGAACAAAGAAUUUUAAAGACUAUGCAACCCAGCUGAAUGAAAUUCUUAAGAGGAAGGUUGCUUCUAUUGAAGACCUAAGAGAGAAGGUGUUAACUUGCCUUACUGAAUGACUGCAGGAUUGAAAGCAAUGAGAGCAGGAUUGGAGAAAAAUUGCUGUUUGAAAAUGACAUAGAGUGAUACUGUAAUGUUUUAUUACAAUUUUAGUUACUUUGAAACUCAAAAAACUGUGAACACUUUCACUGGUCAAUAGUCUACCUACUGACCAAUCAAAGUUAAGCAUAGGACAACUGAGCAAACCUCAAAAUAACAGACUUAUUGAUUAAGGCCCUAAUUGGCCUUUUCCUUAAAACAAAGUAACAUCCUGUGAACAUUUUCAGUUUCAGAGUAAAGAAAUGCAUUUUAAGUGUUUAUCUUGAUGUUUAGUUGUGAAUAGAGAAGUCUUGAAAAUAAAUUAUUGUACCUCAAA
Messenger RNA from Pocillopora damicornis (cauliflower coral), 3155 nucleotides. RefSeq names its product kinesin-like protein KIF24. Lineage: Eukaryota; Metazoa; Cnidaria; Anthozoa; Scleractinia; Pocilloporidae. Gene Ontology annotation, cellular component: microtubule. The record is from RefSeq and is a predicted model, not a curated record. Gene Ontology annotation, biological process: microtubule depolymerization; microtubule-based movement. Gene Ontology annotation, molecular function: microtubule motor activity; microtubule binding; ATP binding.